Salarias fasciatus (jewelled blenny) is the source of this 5155-nucleotide messenger RNA. Its product is annotated as deubiquitinase DESI2. Gene Ontology annotation, biological process: protein deubiquitination. Gene Ontology annotation, molecular function: deubiquitinase activity. The transcript is spliced from 5 exons. The coding region runs from base 230 to 823 and encodes 197 amino acids. NCBI's taxonomy places the organism in Eukaryota, Metazoa, Chordata, Actinopteri, Blenniiformes, Blenniidae. The record is from RefSeq and is a predicted model, not a curated record.
UUUCUUUUUUCCAGCAUCUGGGCUUUUACGCACGGAGUGAGAGACGGUCCGUGCGGCGGGUCCUGCCCUGCGGGGGGGCGGAUGAGCAGCCUCCGUCCCGUCGUCCACCGUGUGGCCCUGUGACUUCACCCCGGGGUGUGGAGGUGCGGACAUCGGCACCAGAAGAGUGGAGUUCAGGGUGGAGGAGGAGGAGGGGGGGACGACUGCCUUUCCAGCUCAGGUUUAAACCAUGGCCAAUGAACCUGUCAUCCUUAACGUGUAUGAUAUGUACUGGAUAAACGAAUACACCUCCAAUCUGGGAAUUGGAGUCUUCCACUCAGGCAUUGAGAUUUAUGGCAGAGAAUUUGCUUACGGCGGUCACCCGUAUCCCUUCAGCGGCAUCUUCGAGAUCAACCCGGGAAACGCCGCAGAGCUGGGAGAGACGUUCAAAUUCAAGGAGGCCAUUGUUUUGGGCACCACAGACUUCACAGAGGAGGACAUAGAUAAAAUCAUGGAGGAGCUCGGCAAAGAGUUCAAAGGCAACGCCUACCACCUAAUGCACAAAAACUGCAACCACUUCUCCUCCUCGCUGUCUGAGCUGUUGUGCGGGCGGGAAAUCCCCCGCUGGGUCAACAGGCUGGCGUACUUCAGCUCCUGCAUCCCGUUCCUGCAGAGCUGCCUGCCGAAGGAGUGGCUGACCCCGGCCGCCCUGCAGAGCCACAUCAGCCUGGGGCUCCACAAAGAGGAGCAGAACGAGUCCAGCGACGAGGACCCUUCGUCGCCGUCGGGCGGCGGCGCCGCCGCCUCCGGCUCGUCCCACAGCUGUCGCCAUACCCGGGUGUGAGCCGUCCGCCAUCCUCCACCCGUCCCGCCGCCCCACGCCCACAUAUAACGCCGACACCUCCUGCCACCGCUGCCGGUGGCGCUCGCAGGCUUGAACAACCACCUGACCUCACACUGUCUGUCCUCGGAGAGACGAGGGGCGGAGCGGCGGAGCCGAUGCCCCAGACUUCACGCCGACACGGACUCUGCGCGGCCUCCCGACGGGACGGCGGGGAGAAGGAGGCCGACUUUAACUCCAGCACCGGAGCGCGGCUCGGACUUCAGCGGCCGCCGCCUGUGGAGCAGAAGCUUGUGACUCUUCGUCGUUUCCAGAAACGUUUAAACCUCCGUCAGCCUUCCCUGCCCUGCCUUCAGAGCUGCUUUUGUAGGAAACCUAGAUAGCGACACCUGAUAGUGACAUUACCAGGACGACUGCUAACCUGCUCAACAAGUUCUCGUUCAAUAACCUCUCUGUGGCCUUCCGUUCAUAUGGUAGACUCUGCUUUCCCUGUGUGGAACUUUUCUUUGGCCAUGUUUGAGGGUUCAGUGAGUUAAAGAGGAUUUGCUGCCUGAAUGAGAGCAAAUGUUGCAUGUUGAAAGACGAAACCGUGUCGCCGACCGACACUUCUGAUCACUCCGUCAAGAGUUUUCCUUUUUUGCUGAAAGAAAAUCUCCCAAAACAGGGAUUGUUUCAAACUAUGGGUCAUACGUGUGGUUGUAAACAAUCAAGGGCAAAUACUGUUCGGUUUCAACCCUUGGCUGGUUCGGCGGCCUCGGGCUCCCUGGUAGCUAUCUGUGAACAUCUCAGAGACACAAACACAAAGCUAGUGAAGCUGCUACUCCACCCGGUGAACUCUUUGUCUAUGUUUUUAUAUCCAGCUGAUCUUUCUAUGACAAUGGUGCAAGAAAAACAAAAAAACACAUUACAGCGAUGCCCAAAAGUCUUGUUUGGAUGACAGCAGUCAAAACAUCUAUUUUCUCCAACUGCCACCAGAAACACAAAGCUGAUCUGCUUCACAGUUCAGAGGAAAACACGACGUGCUUUCUGGUUUCCACGCGGUUAAUAAGACACUCCGGCCCGCAGCUGGUUUAUUCAGCCAGGAGGGAUUUUAAAGUUUGAGUCUGUGAGGCCUCCAACAACACAUCCUCCAACUCCUCAUUAGUUUAACCUUGUUUAGGUUCAGUUGAUUCUGGGAAGCAAGUGAGACCACACUUGGAUAAUUGAACCCUUUAGAGACCCAUAAAUUCAUCCAGGGUGGUCUGAAAUCUCUUUUCACGUCACUUCAGACGAGAAUAAAAUGCAGAAAACAUCAGUUUUGAAGUGGAGAAACAUUAUCACUCCUCAGAUGUUCGUAUCUCUGAACAGUCCUUUUAACUAAAUGUUAUUAUUCCUUCUCCUCUCUAUGUAGACCCUUCUUUUGAAAACUACUUCUUAACCUAGCCUAUCUCCACCAUGCUAGCUGUCUGAAUCAUGGAGAUUUGCUAGUUUACUCCCACACAAAGAUUAGAUGAAUGCAUCCUCCGUUUCAAAUGGGAUUUGAUUAUUUUAAUAUGGAUGUAAGUGACACCAUGAUUAUGUUGUUGAACACCUCAGACACUCCAAAAAUGAACUGAUUUCAACUCCUUUUACAGAACUGUAGAUUGAAGUCUAAUGCAGUUUUGUAAGUGGAAAAAAACAAAACAAAAACUAUAACCCAGAAAUCCUCUAUUAUUACUAUUUGAAGCCCCCUUAUUUAAAAAACUAUAUCUAAUCUAGAUAGUGUAAGCCAUAAUAUCCAGUUGAACUAUUCCCAUUAUGAUGCUUAUAGGCCCUCCACACACUUUUAAGACAUUUUUCUUGUUCCAUGCAAUCAGUCUUAUUAUCGGGAUCCCUCUCUUGAAAAGCUCAUAUUCACUAUGAAAACCUGUCUCCAUCAUUCUUGGAUUCAGCUGAGGCUACAGCUGUAAUAUUUGUUCCUUUCAAUAUCCAGAAAUCCAGCCAUGACAGUGUAAAAUCACUGUGAGGCGACAUAAACAGUUUUGUAAUCAACAUUGAUACAUCUUUGAAGACGACAGGUUAUAAAACUUCUUAUUCCUCAAAUCUCUGAACUCUCCUUUAAACCAAAACACAUCCAAUUGUUGUCUUUUUAAUGGACUUUUGGCUAUUAUUUUUCUUUUUGUACAUUGAAUUUCCCUGAACUCAAUUCAGAACUCCAUUUCUCACGUCCAGUGCUGUCAGCUGAUUUCAGAGUGUGAGUGUUCCUCUUAAAGAAAUAUGCCCUCCGGCUCCUCGUUACUUUUAUUUGUUCAGUUUAAUUUGGUUCUCAGAUGCCAGUGAGACCAGGAUUGCAUAAAAAAAAAACACCUUCACACUACAGUCUUCAUUAAAACCCAUAAAACUGCUUUAAUGAGGCAACAAGUGGUUUCUCAAGUGGAAAAAUAUGAUUUAAGUCCAUAAUACUUUAAUUGUCCAGUCUCUGAGCUGUCUCUUUCACCAAAUGAACCACGUUCAUGGGUGUUUAAUUUUUCUUUCUUAUUUAUUUCACCUUAGACACACUGAACCUCCCAUAAAAUGUAUUGCAGCCUUCCCGAAGACCACUUUGCUAAUCUCUUGUUUAGACUGUUUUGACUACAAAUGCCAGCUAAAUCAGCCAUCAACAGUCUCCUAACGUUUCUAUCAGUAUUAACAAAAAAAGAUCAGUGAUGAAAGCGUUUGGGGAACCUCUGUCAGUGUAGCCAAUCAUUAAGAGGACAGAAACCUGGUUCAGUUUUUGCACUCAGACUUGACUUAACACACAUAGGGCAUUAUUUAUAUAAUUUAAUUCCAGUCUGAUACACAGAAAUUUAGAGGGGUUAUUCACAUCUAAAGUGAUGUAAACGUACAUUUUUGAGUGGUUAAUUGUUAUAUAACGGCUAUGGCCUCAUCUGAAAGCCAAAAGAAACUGCAUGAGCAAUGUGGAGGAUUUACUGUUCCAAACUUUGUCCGAUGGGAAGUCCUGAGACUCCUAAAUCAGCCUGAUUCAGCACAAUAAAUCUGAGUUUUCUGUGUGAGAAGUGGGUUUUCCCAGAGGAGCAGAAAGUCUGGAGAAUAGGUUCAGUGCAUGUAAAUGUUUGGGAGACCUUAUUCUCACUUUGAAAACAUGUGGUCUUGACUAUUUUAAUCUUUUGACGGUUUCCAUAUUUUACUUGGUUAAGGUGCGUUUUGGUGAAUUAGAACUAAAAUAUAACAAAUAUAAUCACAUUAAUUUGAACCAGUACAUGUUGAAGGGUUCAGGUUCAGUUUUGGCCACUCGGACCUCAGCCUGUGUACUCAGGGUGACAUACACAUGAUACAUGGGUCAAAUUGUUUUGUUUCGACCCCUGUGACUCUAAACGCCACAUAAGGAGGAAUAAUUCUCAAAGUUAUUGCGAUUUUAUUAGUGACAUUGACUAAUGUGAUAACACAGUCCAGAUUUUCCUCCCAUCUUGUAGACAUUAGACUUUAUCGAACCAGACAUAACGUGUCAAAGGCGUUGGCAGCCACAUUUUGUGACCUCUGGACAGAGCCAACAGUUUUUUUUAUUUAUCCCCCUUUACAAGUAUGAAUGCUACGCUACUCUAAACUUAUCCUCCAGACAGGAAAGUGGCCUCGGGCUCUCAUCAAGAAUACAAAUGAGUUUCCCACAUGUUCACUUGCUCCAUUUCCAGAAAGCACUGGAGGGCGAACGCUUUUUGAGUGGUCGCUCAUUAUAUCAAAGGUGGCUGCAGUGGAAAGAGCAAAAGGGGAAAAUAUGAUGUCACAAGUUAUUUCCAAACUAUGGAUUUAGCAAGUUCAACUACAUUAAUGAGUAUUUAAUCCUGAAUAAGGAGCUGGUGAUCAUCCUGAUGGUGUCGGGAUCCUUGAUAUUUCUUGAAGUGAAGGAAGCCUGCUGUGGUUUUAAUUUCCCCUCCCUCCCGUCCCUCCUGUCGUAGUUGUGUCGAUGGACAGCUACCCUCUCUCAGGAAGGACAUCACGUUAACCUGUGGUGAUGACAGACGUCUCACUCCUGCUGAGCAUCUUUAUCAGCGGGGUUAAAAGUGCAGAUUAAUGUUUUAAAUUCAUGUGCUUCGAUAAGCUAAACCCCUAUUUAUUUCUGUCUCACUUUUUGUUACGUGUGUCUGCAUUCCCUUUUUUUUUCUUUUCUUUCGUUUUUGCCAUUUUUUGACUCAUGUUGAGGUGGAUGUACAGUGACAAGUAUUACAUGCUCUGAAAGUCUUUGGCACUUUUUAUAGAGCAAACCAGACAAGUUUUUUUUUCUAUUGUACUGUGUAGACGUAAACCUUGUAUCUCCUUUUCCUAACCUGAGACAAUUUGAAGAAUGAUGAUAGUCCUAGAAUAAAGAGACAGAAUACCAAG